This is a messenger RNA of Bipolaris maydis ATCC 48331, 595 nucleotides long. RefSeq lists its product as uncharacterized. The record is from RefSeq and is a predicted model, not a curated record. Lineage: Eukaryota; Fungi; Ascomycota; Dothideomycetes; Pleosporales; Pleosporaceae.
CACAUACUGUUUGGUUUUCUUUUUUGGGGGGCUUGCUUGCCAGCACCUCACAGCUGGUUUUGGGUCGGCCAUCUGGUCUCAGUUAUACCCUUUGGAUUCUUUGUCGGACAAAUGGCCUUCCUCACUCACCCUCAUACUGUCCCUAAUCCGGUCGGCCUCAUGCUGGCUUGGCCCGAUAAAGAUAAUGUCUUGUCUUUUUUUUUGUUUCUUCAAACUACGCUUCUUGUUCCCGUUUACUUUGAACGUGUGUUUUGUUUUUGGUCGGCGUGUUUUCCAUUCUCUGACGACUUAUCGCUUUUGAGCCCUGGGCUUAGGAGCGAAAUGUGGUUGUUUCCAUACCCUUUUUGGCGUUAUUAAAGCUGAGCAAACACUGCUCCGGUUCUACGCCUCCUGUUUUUUUGUUUAAAACUGGUCUUACAUGCACAUAUGUAUGCAUGCAUGUAUUUAUUGUCUUUCUGGAGGGAACUGUCCUUUGAUGGAUAGGUAGUCGUGUGAAUAUAGGUUCGCACUAUGUUAGUGUAUCUGAGAGGGUGAAGGCUAGAGGUCUAGUUGAUACAAUUGUGAUCAAUAGAGUCUCUGUCACGCCUUUAAAAGU